AGGUCUAAUGAUGGAGUCAGAGAAGAAAAUAUUUGAAAUGAUGAAUAAAAAAGCAGCGAUGUCGAAGUACUGGAUGCCCUUGGUAUGGGCGACCAACAUAAUAAAUCGCGCGAGAAAAGAGGCUCUAAUAACGAGUGAUCACGUUGUUCAGACGCUUCUGGUGGAACUGAGUGACAUCAGGAAACGUCUUGGUGCUCUCAUUGGUUAUGACACUGUCUGCGUUCCUCUGGUUUACACUCAGGUAGUAACAUUGUCCUUGUACGCGUACUUUUUCUCCGCGCUACUGGGCCGUCAGUUUGUCGUUCAUUCUGUGGGAGCUGGAAAGUACGAGGAGCCGGACAUGUAUUUCCCCGUUUUCACGACACUCCAGUUUUGCUUCUACGUGGGAUGGCUUAAGGUUGCCGAGGUGCUCAUUAAUCCGUUCGGAGAGGACGAUGAUGAUAUUGAACUUAACUGGCUCAUUGACCGUCAUAUUAAGGUUGAUAUUGUUAGCAAGAAAUUAUUACUGAAUCAUGCUAAUAAAAACUAUAUGAUUGUCGACGAAAUGCACGAAGAGCAUCCAGAGCUCCUGAAAGACCAGUACUGGGACGAGGUAGUGCCAAAAGAUUUGCCAUACACUGUCGCAAGUGAACAAUACCGUCGCGAAGAGCCAAAAGGCUCGGCAGAGCACUACAAAAUAAAAGAGAGCGAUGCCUUGUACGCAAAUGUAAUGCUGGGAUCGCAGAUGCACAGCGUAAACCAGCACAGAAAAGUUCAUCAGGAUGACGUGUAUGCCGAUUAUGAGAGUGUCGAUACGCCUUUGGUUGAAAGGAGGAAAAAUUGGCUCCAACGUCAGAUCAAUCGCAUGGGCUCUGUUAGAAGUUCCUCUACUACUUACAGCAGCAAUGGAGGCUUCUUUACACGCAAUCGACACAAUAGUGUCUACAGCAGUCCAGAAAAUGGAGUUUUACCUCAAAUUCACUCUAAUUCCAAUAACAAACCCUCGUUUUAUGAUAGAAUGGUUGGAAGAAAGAGCAUGAGAAGCCAGCGGAUGAGUCGACAAGGAACAAUGACAAAACUAAAUUCAGUCCCAGUAUCUUUGAAAAAUCGACCAAGAAUCCCAACACCGGAUGUGACAAAGGAAGUUGUAGAUCGCGAACAACGACUAGCUUUAUCUGCUAAUAACACAGCAAACAUCGGAGCAGGAGUAGUGGGAGUAAUCCCCGCGAAUGGAACAUAUUCAUCAGACGUCCCGACAGUGGUUCACGUUGUUCUGUCCCCAAUCGCAGAGACAGAAAACAAUCAAGCGUCAGGAAAAGGCGGAACUGCUACUCUAGCCCAAGCAGUUUUGUCUCCAACGCUAACUUCUGCGGGAAUAGUAACUCCAGUGACUCUGACACCUGUCACGAUGAGCCAGUUGACCCAGCUGGGGAUAGUGACAACCGCAUCUUCGCCAAUGCCGCGAAUCAACAACGUCCAGACGCCCAGCAACAAUUCUCUCGAAGAGAGAACAACAUUGACAGAAGUAAACAGCAUCGAGGAGGAAGAAAGGUCCACCGAAGGAAGUAGCAUAAAUUCUCAGAGCACGGCGACCACCGUCGAGCAGCAAAACGACGAAGACUCUGAACUGGAUGAGGACGAGAACGAUCGCUCGACCCCGAUGAUUGGCGAGCGUCAAAGUCCCACUGGUGGGAGCCACGGAAGCACUCCGACUUUUGACUCCUACAACGAACGCUCGGCCAUUCUGAUGAGCCCGGACAAACUCGGCGGGUACAUUGUCAACCCGGUAUCGGAGAUUCAGCAGAAACAGAGUAAUUUAGACGCUCGAGGCAGACGAUCUACUUCUCUGCCUUGUCCUCCAGCCAGUAUGCUACGUGAUGAUCGCAGUAAUUCGUUACCUCACUCGCCUGCGAUUCCUGCUGUAAAUAAACACGUUAAUCCGGUGAUAGGUGGGUUGAAUUCUCUCAAUUUGGACGGCAGGCAGAGGACGGGGAGUAUUGGCAGAGAGCUCACGAGGUCUAGAAUUCACGAGCCUCAUCGACGCAUCAGUACACCUGCUAGUACCAAUUCUAAUAUAUUAGCUGCUAAUAGUAAUGUUACAAGACAGAAUUUGCCUGAUAAUAAUCGCGAUGAAAUAACUUAG
Cotesia congregata is the source of this 2122-nucleotide messenger RNA. The record is from the annotation of a GenBank genome assembly. NCBI's taxonomy places the organism in Eukaryota, Metazoa, Arthropoda, Insecta, Hymenoptera, Braconidae.